This is a messenger RNA of Maylandia zebra (zebra mbuna), 1389 nucleotides long. RefSeq names its product nudC nuclear distribution protein (gene nudc). Gene Ontology annotation, biological process: protein folding. NCBI's taxonomy places the organism in Eukaryota, Metazoa, Chordata, Actinopteri, Cichliformes, Cichlidae. The record is from RefSeq and is a predicted model, not a curated record. Gene Ontology annotation, cellular component: cytoplasm.
AAGAGCAAGAAGGGGGUUGUUUCCAGGAAGUGUUCAGCGUGACUCUCACAGAACAGCUUUGCUUUCUUUCUAACAGAACUUGCUUUGCUUGAUUUUUGCGCCGGUCCUGAUUCCGCAUCUCAGUCAGUCAGCAUGGGUGAAGAUGAAGAAAAAUAUGACGGCAUGUUGCUUGUUAUGGCGCAGCAACACGAAGGAGGGGUGCAAGAGUUAGUAAACACAUUUUUCAGCUUCCUCCGCCGCAAAACUGAUUUCUUCACUGGUGGAGAUUCAGGUGCAGCAGAGAAGCUCGUCAAGGAUGCCUUUGCUCACCACAGCAAGCUAGCGCUGAAGGCCCAGAAAGAGAAGCAGAUGAAACAAGAGAAAGAAAAGAGAGAGAAAGCUGAAAGAGCGGCCAAGCUUGCAGAGGAGGAGAAGAAAAAGAAGAAUGACGACGGUCCAAGAAUCCAGGAGCUGACAGACGAGGAAGCAGAGAAGCUUCAGACUGAGCUUGACAAGAAAAAGAAGGAAGAAGAGAAUACAGCAGCAGCAGCAGAGAUGUCAUCUGACAAAGCCGAGAAAGAGAAAGGCUCUGACUCUGAAGGAGAGGAGGAUGAGAAGGACAAAGAUAAACUGAAGCCUAAUUCGGGAAAUGGAGCUGACCUGCCCAACUACAAGUGGACGCAGUCCCUGUCUGAAGUCGAUGUGGCAGUGCCCUUUAGCGUGAACUUCCGCAUUAAGGGCAAAGAUGUGGUGGUGGACAUCCAGCGGCGCUCCAUCAAAGUGGGCCUGAAAGGACAUCCUCCAGUUAUUGAUGGCCAGCUCUACAACGAGGUGAAGGUAGAGGAGAGCUCCUGGCUCAUCGAUGAUGGCAAGGUGGUUACUGUCCACUUGGAAAAGAUUAACAAAAUGGAGUGGUGGAGCAAGAUCGUCACUACAGAUCCUGAAAUUAACACCAAGAAAGUCUGUCCUGAGAACUCAAAGCUGUCAGAUCUGGAUGGAGAGACGCGUGGUAUGGUGGAGAAGAUGAUGUACGACCAAAGGCAAAAAUCAAUGGGCCUACCUACAUCUGAAGAGCAGAAGAAACAAGAUAUUCUUAAAAAGUUCAUGGCUCAGCACCCAGAGAUGGAUUUCUCUAAAGCCAAAUUCAGCUGAGGCUUUCUGUUGUCAGAGGUUUUAGAUUCACGGUUCAUGUAAAUGACACCAGAGCUGACAUCAGGCACCAACCAACUCCCCCUUCAUCUCUCUGCUGGACAUGCUUGUGCUGACGUGCAUGUCUGAAGUGCAUAGAUUCAUGUUUAAAUCCAAGAGUUUGAUAAAUGUAACAGCAGUGUUCUUCCUUUGCAUGUUGUUUCCAUAUUUAAAGAUGUGUCUGGAUUUUUUUUUUUUUUAAUAAAUGGAUUUAAAAUGUAA